AUGUCCGAUGCACCCGCGACUUUCAAGCCUGCCCUCAUACUUCAUGGAGGCGCAGGCAAUAUCCAACGUGCUAAGCUCCCACCGGAUCUUUACGCCCAACAUCGCGCCUCCCUCCAAUCCUACCUUCGCUCGACCCACACGCUCCUCAAAGAGGGCGCUUCGGCCCUUGAUGCCGCGGUUCAUGCUGUAUCCUUGAUGGAGGAUGACGAGCUAUUCAAUUGCGGUCGCGGCAGCGUUUUCACUACAGCGGGAACAAUUGAAAUGGAGGCUUCCAUCAUGGUUGCUACCGUCCAAGACCCCGACCAGAACCGACCGGGGGAAAUGAAAAAAGCCGCCGCUGUCAUGACCGUCAGGAAUGUACGACACCCCAUUCAACUUGCGCGCGAAUCGCUCUUGCGGACAGGCUAUACACCUGAUGGGAAACCCAAGAAGGACGGUGGUAGCAUGCACCCCCAGCUUGCCGGUCCUCAUGUGGAGACCCUUGCUAGGGAGUGGGGUCUGGAAUUCAAGCCUGAUGAAUGGUUCUGGACACAGCGUCGCUGGGACGAACACCGGCGGGGGCUGGAGGGCAAAGAGGAACCUAUAUCUUUAAGUCAGGGCACGGUUGGCUGUGUUUGUUUGGAUCAAUGGGGCAAUUUGGCCGUCGCGACCAGUACGGGCGGCAAGACAAAUAAGCUUCCCGGUCGCAUUGGGGACACUCCGACUCUGGGAGCAGGCUUCUGGGCUGAUGCGUGGGAUGUGACCUUCCCGAGGCCAGAGGCCGCGUCUCCUAUGGCCUUGCACAGUAAGGCCGGAGCUCUCCACCCCACGCCAAGAUGCACGGGCAACCUCGCCACUGGCACUAUGGCUAGUGUGCAUGAGUUCUGUGCGAACCUGGGUGAUAGCUUGCGAAGCUGCCUGGCUCCACGGCCCAACGCCGAAAGCCCUGACCCCCCAGCCUAUUCAUCUCGCCCAUCCAGCCCAUGUGGAAGUGCGGUAUUUCAGGUCCCUGAAAAGCCAUUCGGCAUGCAGGACGCGACAAGUGCAAGAAAGGCCAUUGCUAUCUCGGGAACUGGAGAUGGCGAUGCAUUUCUCCGUUUAGCUGCUGCGCAUUCAGUUGCCUCGCUAUCUCGGUUGCAAAACUACUCCCUUGCCGAGGCUGUCAAGUCGGUGGCCGGCUCUAAUGGCGCUCUCCAACGAUCGGCAGGCCCCCGAUGGGGAGUCACAGGCGAGGGCGAGGGAGGGUUCAUUGGAAUCGAGCUUGACGAGGAGCACGCUACUCGUUCGACUGGAAGGCCGGAAAAGCUACGUCGUGGUAAUGUGGUCUUUGAUUUUAAUUGUGGUGGCAUGUGGCGUGCAUGGGUUGAGCCUGGUCGGAAUGGAAAGGAUGUCGAGAGGAUCAUGGUCUUCCGAGAGGAGUACGAGUUGGGUGACUCCCAUUAUAGAGUAGGGACACUGCGAAGUGUGGCAUGA
Messenger RNA from Penicillium cataractarum, 1452 nucleotides. Its product is annotated as isoaspartyl peptidase/L-asparaginase. The record is from RefSeq and is a predicted model, not a curated record. NCBI's taxonomy places the organism in Eukaryota, Fungi, Ascomycota, Eurotiomycetes, Eurotiales, Aspergillaceae. Gene Ontology annotation, molecular function: hydrolase activity. Bases 1 to 1452 code for a protein of 483 amino acids. The transcript has a single exon.